AAUUUAUUUUUGUUCCACGACUUAAUAUGGAAAAUUACGAAAAUCAAAUUUGUAAGUUGAUGAAAUUUGCAAAAGGUUAUGAAAACGAAUAUAAGGAUGUUCUAAAACACGAAUAUAAUAAUAAACAAAAGAUAAAGGAGUUAAAUUAUAAGUUACUGGACCAUAACAUAACCCAAAUGCAUGAAAUUUUAAAAGAAAAGGAAAGUAAGCGAUUUGAAUUAGCUCAUAAUUUAACGAAAGAAACAGAGAAUUUGCUUCAGGAAAAAAAAAAAUAUACAGAAAAUGCACUCGAGGAAUUUAAAGAAGGAAUUGAAGAUUGGCUUAAAGAACGAAAACAUGCUGCACAAAAAGAGUUAUUCCUCGCUAUUCAUGAAUUAUCUUUAAGCAUUGGUAAAGCUGUUAUUCAGCCCGGAGGUGUACUCAAUUUUGUUGAUACUGUAAAAAAAAUAUCCAAAUCAGUUCAAGAU
Racocetra fulgida is the source of this 467-nucleotide messenger RNA. NCBI's taxonomy places the organism in Eukaryota, Fungi, Glomeromycota, Glomeromycetes, Diversisporales, Gigasporaceae. The record is from the annotation of a GenBank genome assembly.